AUGGGUGCGCCAGCAACUGCUGGGCCCAGGACGGUGAAGCGGAGGAGAGGGGGAGCAGCGCAGGUCGGGGAAGGCAGUCCCUGAGCCACCACCUGGAGCGCGCAGCUGGCGUUCUCCGUCAGCGGCCUGGCGUGGCAGCCCUGGGGCUCUCCCCCACCCCCACCCGAGGGCGCACCUCCUGCUGAACCAGGACUUCAGCAAGGCCGAAUGGGCCCCGCGGCUUCUCUUGGGAAAGGGCACCUUGGACUCCUCGGCGGGAGCGCUCUGUUCCGCCACCCAGUGCCCACGGCGCGCCUGGCCAUCCCGCUGCCAAGCAGCCCCUCGGUGGCCCUAGCUCAUAGGGGAUGUCUGCUACGUGCGGGUUGCCCUAUGGGGCAGGUCUCCAUCCAGGCCGUGGUGGCCGCUUUCUUUAUUCUCACGGGGCUCCUACGGUGGGGGAGCUUUAAUUGGGCUCUUCAGCUAGCCCUGGUCACAGUGGACCGGGCAGGACAUUCUCAUUGCUCAGCAGCCACUGGGACUGCCUUUGGAAGUGAAAUCACAGAACUGCCCACUCAUUGCUUUGGCUGUCUGCUGCAUCUUAACUAUGAGGAUGGGGAAAAAAGACUGCGGGAUGGAUGGCUUCAUCAGAUUGCUGGGGAGGGAGAACUGGAGCAGCCAGUGGGCCCAAAAGGAAGAGCAGGGAGGAAGGGAGGCGUGGCAGACCCAACACCAACUUGUGCCAGGCCUUGA
Molecule: messenger RNA, 729 nt
Organism: Carlito syrichta (Philippine tarsier)
Lineage: Eukaryota; Metazoa; Chordata; Mammalia; Primates; Tarsiidae
Gene: MPDU1-AS1
Source: RefSeq, a predicted model, not a curated record